ACGUAUUUAGUCCCCACCGCGGAGUACCAGAAGAGCAAGCUACACUCUGUGAGUGAGUGAUUGAGCGGCGAGUACGCGAGGGAGAGAGGAAGAGAGAGCAUCCAGAGGUGAUCAGUGGUGGGGUGUUUUUUUCAGUCCAAGCAUUACAGUUGCAUAGGACGACUCUCGAUCAUACCGGCAAACUCCAAGGACUGGCAGCAACUGCGGUAUGAUCUAGGUUCGAGGGAUUUGCUAAUGGAUUGUGUUGGUUUAUUGCUCGGUUGGAUUAUUGGACACGGGAAGGCUCCUAGCAAGAAAAGGUUGCCUUUUGCGGGGCAUUGAGGGGAGUGGUGUGGAAAGACCGUAAGCUCAUUAGGAACGACUCGCUGAGUGGAAGGAAAUCUUGUUUGGAUAUAGUCCCAUGCAAUGCUAGGUGGACAUAAACAGACUUGAAAUGCCCAUGAGAAGGAAUAUAUAAAUGCCCAUCCAGCAUCCCAGGGCUCAGGAUUUUAAAAACAAAUUCAUGCCAUGGCUUUACAAAACUCGCAGGACCCUUCUGGGACAAGCAAGAAGAAUCCCAGUCUUAUAGACCUGGGAACAUUUUACGUAGACUCUGAUAUUAUUUUUGGAUUUACAAGCCACCUUUUGAGAAGGAAAGCUAAGGUUGUUGAAGGUUGUCCUAGCAGAGAGACCCCGCUAUCUCUAGAGGUUAAUCCAAGGAAGAGACUUCAGUCAGCGGAGGAGGCUAAAUGCGGCAGCCGACCGCCUCCAGAGGGAGCUGGGUCUGUAACUGUAUCAGAGUCUGGUCCUUUCGAGAGAAGAGAGAAGGGCAACUUCUGCAAAAAAUGUCAGCAGAAAGUCGCAGAACUGAAGAAGCAAGCGCUCGCAUUAGCCGACGCUGGAUCAUUUAAGGAUCCAGGCUUUGCUGCUUUCCUUUUCGACAAGCUCCAAGUGCCUGAGUAUUCACAGAGAGGCCGGAAUGAGGAUGAAAGUCGCUGUGAAAUCUGUGCAGCACACCUCAACCAGCUGAGACACGAAGCUCUCCAGAUGGUCCAAGCUCUUGCCCAGGUGGGCACAAAAGACAUGCCGGACCUCCCACCUUGCAGCGCCUUUUCCAGCAUCCCCCAAAGAGCUGGACCCCAGAGCUUGGUCACUCUCUCCUCUACAAAGGACUGGACCAUGCAGCCGGGCAAGCAACCUGGAAAGUCUCAUUCUGUCCUUUCCACUGCAGACAGAAGGAAAGGUUUGGGCUGGCCACAGGGGGUGAGCAACAUCCCCAAGUCCAGUGUCCAGGUGACUGUAGGGACAGGAGCCCUGACCAGCACGCUGAGUUCUGUCACCAUCCAAGCACAACAGUACCUAGAGGGCAUGUGGAGCAUUUCCAGAGUCAACAACUUCCUUCCUCAGGCAUAUCUGACUUCAACCCCAGGAGGAGAAAAUGGGAAGGAAAGUUUGAGCACAGAGUCUGCCAGUACCAGGGUGAAUACCUGUAUGCAAACAGCUCCUCAGUCCAAUCCUUUGCCUGCAGGUCAGAACAUAGUGGGUCCACCUGCCAUCACCCAAGGAACCUCUGCAGCUGCUUCCUUCUUCAUAAGGGCAGCACAGAAGCUGAAUCUUUCAUCUAAGCGCAAGAAGCACCACCCACCUUUGGCUCAUUCCCAGGAGGCCUCUGUCUACCCAACCAGCUUCAGCGCAAUCCUCCAGUUGUCCCCUCCCCCUGCACCACCAUGCCUUCUCAGAGCUGUGUCAAAGGUCAAGGACAACCCAGGAAUUGGAAAGGUAAAAGUGAUGAUGCGCAUCUGCCCUUCCCAAGGUGGGAACGAAACCUCCGAAUCCAUGUCCUUCCUCAAAGUAGACCCUCGCAAGAAGCAGUUGACCCUUUAUGACCCCUCUGCCAAUGGACACACAAACUCAGGUCACAGGCGAGCUGUUGUGGCAGCCCCAAAGAUGUUCGCCUUUGAUGCAGUUUUUACCCAGGAUGCCUCACAAGCAGAGGUGUGCUCAGGAACAGUAGCUGAAGUCAUCCAGUCUGUCGUGAAUGGUGCUGAUGGUUGCAUAUUCUGCUUUGGUCAUGUCAGACUUGGUAAAACCUAUACGAUGAUUGGGAAGGAUAAUACCACCCAGAACCUGGGCAUUGUCCCCUGUGCCAUUUCCUGGCUGUUCAAGCUAAUCAAUGAGCGCAAGGAGAAGACAGGUACACGCUUCUCCAUCCGGGUAUCUGCAGUGGAGAUCUGUGGGAAGGAUGAGACACUUAAAGAUUUGCUAUCAGAUGUGGCUAGUGGAAGCCUCCAGGAUGGCCAGUCUCCCGGUAUCUAUCUACGUGAAGACCCUAUCUGUGGCACCCAGCUCCAGAAUCAAAGUGAGCUCAGGGCCCCCACUGCUGAAAAGGCUGCCUUUUUCCUUGAUGCAGCCAUCGCUGCAAGGAGUACCAGUAAGCCCGAUUGCGACGAGGAAGACCGGAGAAACUCCCACAUGCUCUUCACCCUGCACAUCUAUCAGUACCGCAUGGAGAAAAGUGGCAAAGGAGGAAUGUCGGGGGGACGCAGCCGUUUGCACCUCAUUGACUUGGGGAGCUGUGAGAAGGUGUUGAGCAAAAGCAGAGAUGGAGGAGGAGGCCUUUGUUUGUCUUUGACUGCUCUGGGCAAUGUCAUCCUAGCCCUGGCCAACGGAGCUAAACACGUACCUUACAGGGACAGCAAGUUGACUAUGCUGCUGAGGGAAUCUUUGGGGAAUAUCAACUGUAGAACUACAAUGAUUGCUCACAUCUCUGACUCACCAGCCAAUUAUGCAGAGACACUCACCACUAUUCAGUUGGCAUCACGGAUACACAGAAUGAGAAAGAAGAAAUCCAAGUAUGCAUCCAGUUCUUCUGGUGGGGAGAGCUCAUGCGAGGAGGGUCGAAUUCGACGACCGCCUCACCUUAGACCAUUUCACCCACGCACCAUUGCCCUGGAUCCAGACCUCCCAACACUAGUCUCCAGUGACCCCGACUACUCUUCAAGUAGCGAGCAGUCCUGUGACACAGUCAUCUAUGUGGGGCCAGGAGGUGCUGCGCUUUCUGACCGAGAGCUCAGUGACAAUGAAGGUCCUCCAGCUUUUGUUCCUAUCAUCCCCUCACUAAACCGGAAACGUUCAAAAGAAGGCCCUUCAGGGCCACAGAGGACUUUUGAUCGGGACCACUUUAAGUGCAACACUUUUGCCGAGUUGCAAGAGCGUCUGGAGUGCAUUGAUGGUAGUGAGGAACCUUCUGCUUUUUCGGUUGAGGAACAUCUGUUUUCAGUGAAUGGGAGUCAGGCUGCCACCAGGACUGAGAGUGGAGCAUCCAAACCAGGGAAAGAAGGAAAUGUACUUGCCCCAUGGACUUCUGUGAAAGCCGCAAAUCAAGAAAGCCUUUCCCCUAAACGACCCCCCUGUUCUCCGGCUACUAGCCAUCCAUCAAGUAGCUCUUCCUUAAAGUCCAAAUUGGAUCAUUCCAAAUGGCCUGCUGGGGUAUCAGAAGGAGAACCCUUGGAUAAUGUGAACCGAACAAGUGCAGAUGGAGAAAAAGUGUUGGUCUCUGAUAAUUGUACAGGUGUAUUGAAACAAAAUGUCACCAUGUUGCAAGAGCAAGCUUCUGAGCCUGUAGUGCGGGAAAAAGUCUAUUUAAACAAAAGGCCGUUGCCAAAGCCUGCACCACCUCCUCCUCAGCUAAAAGAGUCUAGAAAACCUUGUCCUGAGGUCGAGAACAGUAGUGCAACCAGGACACCACCUGUGGGGAUGAGCCACCAAGCUCUGAAAAAAACAGAGUCCAGGAAUUCUCCAAUGCUGGGUAUGGGCCAACCCACAAGCAGAACUCCCAUAGAAGUGAGCCAUUUGCGCUCAACUUUGAGGGGAAAGUGUUUUGAUAGGGAUAUACUGACAACCACAGUAACGCUUCAGCAGCCUGUAGAGCUGAAUGGAGAAGAUGAGCUGGUUUUCACCGUGGUAGAAGAGUUGUCCAUUGGUGGUAUAAUAGACAAUGGACGACCUUCUAGCAUAAUCAGCUUCAAUAGUGACUGUUCCCUGCAAGCCCUUGCCUCAGGUUCCCGUCCAGUAAGUAUUAUCAGUAGCAUCAAUGAUGAAUUUGAUGCAUAUACUUCCCAAGUGGCUGCCUCUGGAGUUAAUAUUGAGGUGGUUACCCCCUUACCAGAAGAACCAUUUGCCUGCACUGGCAGUAGACGUUCUUCUAUCAGUUCCUGGCUCAGUGAAGUGAGUGUGCAAACUUUGGAGACUGAAGGCAGCCAGUCCUCAGACAGCUUUUUACCUAAGUAUUUAGAUCCUGAAGGUACCUUCUGUUUGGAUUCUCUUGGCAUGUUUCAUAAGGAAAUGCUUUCCCCUCAAGACUUCAAGAGCUCUAUGAAUGACAGCGGCUUUUGCUUCUCAGAGUUAGAUAGUGAUAGUGCUGCUUCCAGCAAGCUUUCCUUGAGUAUCAGCAAGUGCCCGCCAUCCCCUGAGUCUACCAAAGCAGCAGCCAAAAGUUCCAAGUCAAAGCUAGCCAAUACUCUCAACACUUCCCAGGUCCCACUGGUUUCUCAAGUUGCUCACUCCAGUCUUCCCAGGAAAAUGAAACCUACCUCAUCAGUCACCCAGAAUAACAGUAGCAUUCAGAAUUGCCAUGAACUCCACCAACAGGAGGGCAAGUCAGACGACCCUUGGCUGCGCCUAGACAGUCAUUUAGAUUCUAAAAUGACUGAUUCAAGUUCUCCUGGCAAACUCCCUAGGAAUGGCACAAGUGUCCCUGCCAAGAAACCAGGUGUGAACAGCAACAGUGUGCCUCGUCCUCCCAAGACACAGGUGUCUUCCUCAUCCCAAAGGGUGGUAGAUGGGUGUGAAAAAUCAAACAGCAAAAAAGCGGAAGCUCCCAGCAAAAUGCCACAGCUCAAAAGAGGGGCUACUACACUUGGCACAGUUCCAGUUAUCCACAGUUCUUCAGAUUCCAGAGGAAGUCAAGAUAGUACUUUGGGAAUGGGCAGCCUGAAAUUCUCCUCUUUGGGGAAAAAGACAAAUGUACAAAAAGCUAGCUUGCUUCCAAAGCCCGGUGGUACCUCACCUCCAGCUCCUCCUGUUCGCAAAUCUAGCCUAGAUCAGAAGAACCGGGUUUUGUUGCCACCCAGUGCCUUAAAACCUGUAGGACUAGAUGCAGGAAAAUCCACAGCACCCAAGGCAACAGCUGCAGAAGAUGAGUUUGAGGUGAGGUUCAAAGUUGACUCCAGUAGUCACAAAACAUCUAGCUUAAAGUCUGACUAUGGUUCAGCCAAAGCCACAUCAAGUCUGAAGCAACGUACAGCUAAAACAGACACUGGGCAGUGGUAUGGCAGCCAGAUGUCUCUUGAGAGAUGUGACAGCUUAACUUCAGUGGGUUCCAAAUCGCUACUUUGCAGAGAGAAUAGUGGUUCCAGCUUGGGCAGCAACGGCAAAUCCAGCAGGUCAGUGCCACGGCUUGGAGUGCCACCCCCUGCUUCCACCCCGACUGCUACCUCCCCACCUCCUUGUGCAGCACUGGGACCCUCAGGCAAGACUGGGCCAAUCAAAGGCAGCGUGAACCCCAAGGUAGUCAGUAUCAAUGGAAACAAGACCCGCACUUUGUCAGCUAGUAGCUCUAAAUCCCUUAGUUCCUCUACCAAAUCUCUUGCCCCAUCAACAACACGGACUGCCAACCUACCUCCCAAUGGGAAGACGCCUCCUCGGUCAGUACCAGGGGUCAAUGGGAAGCCUGGAAGAGGCACGAUCAUGGGUACAAAGCAAGCCAUCCGGGCAGCUAAUAGUCGAGUCAGUGAGCUAGCGUCUGGGGGCUCUGGCAAACACUUCAGAAGCUCAGGGGACUCGGACAGUGGCAAUGAUAGUGGCGUGAACCUCAGUGACGACAAGUCACCUAUUCCAAUGUUGCCUUCUCCAUAUAGCAAGAUUACAGCACCCAGAAGGCCACAGCGCUAUAGCAGCGGACACGGUAGUGACAACAGUAGUGUACUAAGUGGGGAGCUGCCUCCAGCAAUGGGUCGAACUGCCCUAUUCUACCACAGUGGGGGCAGCAGUGGUUAUGAGAGCAUGAUUCGGGAUAGUGAAGCCACAGGCAGUGCCUCUUCUGCUCAUGACUCCAUGAGUGAAAGUGGAAUGUCGUCUUCAGGCCGUACCAGGACAUCCAAAUCCCCAAAGAAGAGGUCAAAUGGUCUCCAACGGCGGCGACUGAUCCCAGCACCUUUGCCAGACACAUCCUCUCUGGGCAGGAAGCCCAGCACCACAGGUCAGUGGGUGGACCUACCACCCCUGCCUGGGACUCUGAAGGAGCCCUUUGAGAUCAAGGUCUAUGAGAUUGAUGACGUUGAACGACUGCAGAGGCAUCGACAUGAAGAUCCAACAGAGCCAUUCCAGGAUGUUGAAAAGGGCCUGCUGUAUUUCAACACCAAACUAAAGAUGCUUGAGAGACGGCAGCAGCAGAUCAGGGACGUGAAGGCAAAACACGAGAUGUUGAAAGAAGAGCUGGAGAACACAAAGCAGAGGCUGAUGAUGGAUCCUGGCAAGUGGAUAGGAGAGUUUGAGGUUGAUCCGGACCUAGAUAAGGAAUCACAGGAGUAUUUGGAAGCCCUGGAACAAGUCACGGAUGAGUUGGAAUACUGUGUCAACCUAUGCAAGUCACGAGUCAUGAUGGUGACCUGUUUCGACAUCGGGGUGGUCUCCAAUGUGCAAGACGGUCCGCGGGAAGUGGAGGUGUGAAAGGAUGAAUUGAACAAGUGGAAAAGAAAGGAACCGGAAUGGUGCCAACCAGGAAGAAAAGAAGCAAGCAGUGAGCCCCCAGCCCAUAUGAAAGUUAACAAAAACACAAAUGCUUAGAGGGUCUUGAUUUGGAGGUAAUGGCGUUUUUUCCGAUUAAGGAAAUCUGGUGCCUCAUACCCUUAAACUAAUUUGGAUGGAGUGUGACUCAUCAAGCCGCAAAGCUUUUCUGUUUACUGCAUGGCAAGCAAGAAGCGCAACACAAAACAAAGAAGAUACAUUCAAUGAGACCUGAAAGUGCCUUUUUUUCUUAAAGACUGAUUUUAAGUACAUAUUUUUUUGGUAUUGGUGCUAGUAUUUAAAACCAGCAUACCUAAGCAACCCCUAAACAUAUUCCUAUUGGAAAAAAAGCUUAUUUUAUAUUGUAUUGUAUAGUGUAUUUAUAUGAUUAUACAGUAUGAAAAAAAAUAUCAUUUUAGGUUAAAAAAAGCAUAAAGAAAAAAUAGAAGCAAUAAGAUAAACAUUAUUGCAUCUCAGACUUUGCCUUUUCUCAUUUAAAAACCUCAGUCAAAUUAUGUCCAUUAUCAUUAAACCUUUCAAAAGUAAGGUUUCUUUUUUAUAUAUUGUUGUUAAUUUUGUAAGGAGUUUCACACUUACAGAGGCGGAUCUUUCUGCACUGGUUUGUUGUUGUCACAAUUCCAGUUACUGUCAGAGUGAAAUAAUAGCUGCCUAUUUGCAAAUCUCUUUGGUACAGAACUGUUGAAUACAAUGUUUUCCUUUCUCUCAGUUGCCUUGAACAUAACUUCCAACAGACCUUAAUUACAGUGGGAAAAGAUGCUGUUUUGAAGACCCUGCAGUCUUGUUUAAGAUCCAUCUGUGGAAGUCCGUUAAUCUCCACCAGAGCCUUCUUUACAGUGUGCAUCACAAUAGGAGGCUGUUUGAUUCAUGAUGUGACAAGACACUGUGUUGGGAAAAAGUACACUUUGAAGUCACCCUGAAAUAUAUCUUUAUAAAUAUUUUAUUUGCAUGAUGUACUGCUAAAUUCUACAGGGCUGCCAGGAUAUAACUUUGCUUGGAAGCAUACAGAAAUUUUACUAGUAUAUCUUGAUAACCAUAUAAGUCACACUACGAAACAGUGGAAUUUAUGCCUUUAACUUACUGCAGUGAGUUAACAAGGGUACAGAUGAGAUACAACCAGAAUUGCAAGUCUAAGCCCAUGGUGGUGGUUUACUGCACUGAAGUGCUGUUUUGCUCUAUGCACUCCAUCACUCUUGCUCCUUGUAAGAACCUCAAAACUGAUAGGGAAAGCACAGUUUUUUGUGUGUCAGUCAUGCCCAGCAAAAGCAGCUGCUGGCUUCUGGCCAAAGUAAAGUGUCAGAGCAUGAGCUUGGCUUUUUCUUCUGACUGUUUUUUUUUAAAGCUCAAUUGCUGCCUAUAGUUCUGAACAGGUAAGUACAUUUUGUACUGCCUCUUCUGCUAAAGUUAGCCUCAGAACAGCUGUGGCAUGUUUUGAUAACUGGCAGUUUUCUGUCUGACUUUACAGUGACAAGGGCAUGCCAGUAAUUACUGCCGGAAUUUAAGUGUUUGAGUGCAACAAUUCAAUUGGAACUCUCAUGUACUGGCUUCUCAAACUAAGGGGAAAAAUCAUUUCAGAAUUUUCUGCAAAAUGUAGCUGCCAGUACAUUUUUUUUCUACAAUAAAACGUUUUCAGACAUUUAGGUUAUGAACCAAUUUGUGAUAUCCAGUGGAUUAUUACAAAGCUUGAUUUUGUCCUGUUAAACGUUCCUGAUAUGUUUUUGUUUUUUGUUUUAAGGAAAUAUCUCUCAGGCCCUUUCUUAAGAUGCUGCAUGAGAUUAUUUUUAAUUAUUAUUGUGUUUUUUUUUUUAAAUUGAAGCCCAGUUCUUUUCUAUUGUGUUUAAUAACAUGAACUGACAAUUUGCCAAACUGAAGAUUUCUUUAAUUUAGCAAUGUAUGUGAUGUCACAUUUCAUAUCAAAUCAUAUUUUCUAAUGUGGUAAUUUGUUUUUGUAUAGGGUUUUCAGAUCCUUUGUAUAAAUGUAUAUUAUGGCAUCUUGCAUCGGCUUUUA
Messenger RNA from Lepisosteus oculatus (spotted gar), 8791 nucleotides. It is a transcript of the gene kif26aa, whose product is annotated as kinesin family member 26Aa. The record is from RefSeq and is a predicted model, not a curated record. Gene Ontology annotation, molecular function: microtubule binding; ATP binding; microtubule motor activity. Gene Ontology annotation, biological process: microtubule-based movement. NCBI's taxonomy places the organism in Eukaryota, Metazoa, Chordata, Actinopteri, Semionotiformes, Lepisosteidae.